Messenger RNA from Daktulosphaira vitifoliae (grape phylloxera), 831 nucleotides. RefSeq lists its product as uncharacterized. Gene Ontology annotation, biological process: regulation of transcription by RNA polymerase II. Gene Ontology annotation, cellular component: chromosome. The coding region runs from base 1 to 468 and encodes 155 amino acids. The record is from RefSeq and is a predicted model, not a curated record. Gene Ontology annotation, molecular function: chromatin insulator sequence binding. The transcript has 3 exons. Lineage: Eukaryota; Metazoa; Arthropoda; Insecta; Hemiptera; Phylloxeridae.
AUGUAUGCUUGCCCAUAUUGCAAUAAAAAAAGCUAUGUUAAAUCGAAUCUUAAAAAGCAUAUUAUAUUAAUUCAUAAAUGCAUUAAGUCUCCAAUUUUAAAUUUAGAAAUGUAUUUUUCAAUAAAAAUGUUUAAAAUUUUAUUAGCAUUAGAAUUAUCAUUAUUCUAUAUGACUAUAGAGCUAAAUAACUUACUCUACACAUUAAGUAAAAAAAAUUACUUUGUAAUAUUAUUAAUUUGUCUUAUCCUAUUAUUUUUAGAACGUCUAGUGUGUCCAAAUGGUUGCGGACGGUCCUAUAAAUACAAAAAAGGUUUAAGCCAUCAUUUCCGUUAUGAAUGUGGUAAAUCGCCCAUGUACGCUUGUCCUCAUUGUCAAAAGAAAAGUUCUGUGAAAUCAAACUUAAAAAAGCAUAUUAUUUUAGUUCAUAAUUGUAUAAACACAGAUCCUAUAUUUAUUUAUAAUUUGUAACUUUUUUAAAUCUCUAUAAAAAUGAUAAAAUGACUUAAUUUGAGUAAUAUUGUAUAAUAAUUAAGCUGUCAUUAAAAAUGAGGUAAUCAUUAGAAUUUUAAAAGUAUAAAUUAGAAUAAUAUGUGGCUCAAAGCUAAAUGACUUAAAUUUGUUUGGUUAGUUCGUUCAAUAAACAUUAUUUUAACUUACUUUAAAUUCGUAAAAUAGUUCUUUAAAAUAAAAAAUAAUUACUGAAAUUUACCUCAUUUUCAAUGGAAGUUCUUCAAUCAUCACUUACAGUAUGUGUAUUAAUACAAAAUAAAACACAUACAUUUUUAUUUUUGAUAUUGUUUAAAGCUUAUACAUUUUUUAAUAAAACUUAUA